Thunnus maccoyii (southern bluefin tuna) is the source of this 2525-nucleotide messenger RNA. Its product is annotated as probable histone deacetylase 1-B. Gene Ontology annotation, molecular function: histone deacetylase activity. The record is from RefSeq and is a predicted model, not a curated record. The transcript is spliced from 12 exons. NCBI's taxonomy places the organism in Eukaryota, Metazoa, Chordata, Actinopteri, Scombriformes, Scombridae. Bases 92 to 1540 code for a protein of 482 amino acids.
GGCGGGUAAGCAUCCGUGAUUGGUCGACCAGAGCUCAGUACGAGUUCAGUGCAAGAGCAGAACCGGUGGGCUGAGGGGUAAUUGGUGUAAAAUGGCGCUGUCUCAUGGAACAAAGAAAAAAGUUUGCUAUUACUAUGACGGUGAUGUGGGGAACUACUAUUAUGGCCAGGGCCAUCCUAUGAAACCCCACAGGAUCCGCAUGACACACAACCUCCUCCUGAACUAUGGACUGUACAGGAAAAUGGAGAUCUAUAGACCACACAAAGCCAGCGGCGAAGAGAUGACGAAAUACCACAGUGACGACUAUAUUAAGUUCCUGAGGUCCAUCCGACCGGACAACAUGUCUGAGUACAGCAAACAGAUGCAGAGAUUCAACGUCGGAGAGGACUGUCCAGUGUUUGAUGGUCUGUUUGAGUUUUGCCAGCUCUCAACGGGAGGCUCUGUAGCCGGGGCAGUGAAGCUGAACAAGCAGCAGACAGACAUCGCCAUCAACUGGGCCGGCGGACUCCACCACGCCAAGAAGUCUGAGGCCUCUGGUUUCUGCUAUGUCAACGACAUCGUCCUCGCCAUCCUCGAGCUGCUCAAGUACCACCAACGAGUGCUAUACAUAGACAUUGACAUUCACCACGGUGAUGGCGUGGAGGAGGCCUUCUACACCACAGACAGGGUCAUGACUGUCUCUUUCCACAAGUACGGGGAGUACUUCCCUGGCACCGGAGACCUUAGGGACAUUGGAGCUGGAAAGGGCAAGUACUACGCAGUCAACUACCCGCUUAGAGACGGCAUUGAUGAUGAGUCGUACGAAGCCAUCUUCAAACCUAUCAUGGCUAAAGUCAUGGAGAUGUACCAGCCAAGUGCUGUGGUGCUUCAGUGUGGAGCUGAUUCCCUUUCAGGAGACAGACUGGGCUGCUUCAACCUGACCAUCAAAGGCCAUGCCAAGUGUGUGGAGUACAUCAAAAGUUUCAACCUUCCCCUGCUGAUGCUGGGCGGCGGCGGCUACACCAUUCGUAACGUGGCCCGUUGCUGGACCUACGAAACCGCCGUCGCCUUGGACUGCUCCAUCCCCAACGAGCUGCCCUACAACGAUUACUUCGAGUACUUUGGGCCCGACUUCAAGCUGCACAUCAGCCCGUCCAACAUGACCAACCAGAACACCAACGAGUACCUAGAGAAGAUCAAGCAACGUCUGUUUGAAAACUUGCGUAUGCUGCCUCACGCCCCCGGUGUCCAGAUGCAGGCCAUCCCCGAGGACGCUCCCCACCCGGACAGCGGAGACGAGGAUGAGGAGGACCCCGACAAACGUGUUUCUAUUCGGGCCCACGACAAGAGGAUAGCCUGCGAGGAAGAGUUUUCCGACUCGGAGGAUGAGGCAGAGGGGCAGGGAGGAGGCCGCAGGAACGCAGCCAACCACAAGAAGGCGAAACGAGUGAAGAAGGAGGAAGAGAAGGAAGGAGAGGAAAAGAAAGAAGUGAAAGAGGAAGAGAAGGAGGAAGAGAAGAUGGACACAUCAGGACCAAAAGAAGAAGUGAAGACAACUUGAAGUCUGGCAGAUGAAGAAACCGAUGGUUGUACUGUUGUCCUCAAGCCCCACUGAUUCCUAUAUUCUCCUACUGCAUUGAUAGGACUUUUUUUGUAUUCCUGUUUUAUUAAUGUUCUUAUUGGCAAACCUGGUUCACAUUGAAUUAUUUGCAUUUGUUUCCAAGCACUAGAGAGAACCAGGUGGUUGGGUCAGUAGACAGUUAACACAGCCGCAGCAAAGUUAUUUGGUCAUCGAUUCAGCGUGACUUUGCGUGCGCUCAGUGUAAACCCCACCCACCUGGAGCUCCAUGUAGUAUAAAACUAAUGCCAUAAAUCCUCCUCAGCUCUUGUGUGAACCAGGUCUGCUUUCAUGUGAAGAAGAACACCAGGAGCAUUACUGUUCCUAGCACGGUGUUUCAUUUUUUUAACAUGUGUGUGUGUGUGGGGAUCACACUAAAACACCCGCAGAGAGGUAGAUGACUUCUAAGUCUAGUGUUCACAUGCAAAAAGUCUUUUGUUAGUUUUUUUGAACAUCUAUUUAUGAUACUGUUAGAAUAACCAGCGUCUGGCAAACCGGUGUUUUGCGUGCUGUGUUAAUUUCUCAGUGAAUGCAUGUUUAGAAUGACCUCGCCUUCAGCAUGUACAUAAUACUCCCUUUGCCCAGGCAGUCACCAUUUUUCUCUCUGCUCAGUAAGUUAUUUUAAAUCAUGAAUACACAGUCUAUCCUUUUAGCCCGUCUUCCUAUAAAUAUCUGCUCAGUGUUUUUCCUUUUUUUUUCUUUUUUUUUUCUUCAUGCAGUGUUUGUAUGUGAAGUGUGAAUGGAUGUGAACCUCUUCAGAGGGUCAUGUUGGGAAGCGAGUGACUUGUUUUAGAUAUUUUGUACCAUUAUACAUGAAACUGGAGUGAGCUGGUGAAUGGCUCUCUACAUGUUGUUGUUUGGAGUUCUAUCCUUGUGAAAUGUGCAUUAUCAUAACUUUGUUAUAAAAAAUAAAGAAAACUGAUCUACA